GUGGAGUCGGUGUUGUCCAAAAGAAUUUUAAAAAUAGAAGAAACCAAUACAUAUUUCAUCACAACUUCUCCUGGGCAUUUUUUUCCAUGUGGUUGGGAAUUAUUUCUCUCACCCAUCACCUUUGACUGACAAAUACAUUCAGUGCCAAGACUUUCAUCAUCUGAUGGUCUGUUUCAGGCAGAUUACAAUAUUUGAAGGACGUCACCGUGGUACUGACCUUUGGUACUUUUCAGGUAACAAUUUGCUUCAGUCUUUCAAGUGCGAUCGCACAUCACAGCAGGUCACGUGCUCACCGCUGUUGUCCUCACCCAUGAAUAAUUUACCCGACCAUAUCAAUGGUGCUUCCUCACUUUUUUUUCUCUGCCUCACUCGCUUGGUUGCUCUUUCUAUGAACACAACUAAUGACGAGUAACUAAUAGACAACAUUAAAGAGGUAAACAAAGGCAAGGAGAGGCUGUGUACUUUUACUCUACAGAUCUUUGUUGGUCUGUGGACGAGGCUGACACUGACCAAAUACAGGACAAAUGGCUGAGGCAGUACUGUCCACGGUUUGAAUGGAAAAAUAAUCCCAGGAGAGAAGGUUUUUUUUUUUUUUCCAUUUCAGCUGCAGUUUUUUGUUGUUGUUGUUUUGAGUUUUAUAUUUAACUUCUUUUGGUCAAAAUGUCUGGAGCCAACAGUGACCAUCUGCACAGAUCCACCUUGACUGUCUAUACGAAUCUGAUGGAGCACUUUAACCCAGGCCUUCAGAAGCUUGCUGCUCUAGGAAACAGUUAUGUGAAAGCUUUUCAAGCACUAGCUGUUUGCAGUGAAGCCUACUUCAGCGCCGUGGCUAAGAUGGGCGACCAGGCUCUUCACACGCUCUCAUCUCGCUCUCUUGGAGAUGUACUGAUCCAAAUAUCAGAGACACAGAGAAGACUGACUGCAGAGAUGGAGGGAUUGUUUAAAUGGUUCCAGAUUGAGGUGCUUCAGGCCAUGGAGAAGAAUGUGAAGUUGGACCAGGAGUACAUUGAUGGAAGUCGCAGAGUUUAUGAGAUUGAGGUACGAAACCAGGCCGAGGCGCUGGAGAAGCAGCUCAGACAAGGAACCUUCAGAGAUUCUCUGGAGAAUAGUGACUACAUGGUUUACCUGAGGCAGAGCCAGCAGGAGAUCCUGAGGGAAGAGGAGCGAAGGUAUCGCUUCUUGGCAGAGAAACACUGUGGUCUAACGCAGUCGCUGCUCUUUCUGAUAAACAAGAGAAUCCUGGUCACUUUACGAGAGGCCGUUCUGUUUCUGAUCCUCUGUCGUCAGACUGGUUCAUCUCUUCUACAAAAAGCAGACGGAUGGAAGAACAAAGUGAACGAUACCAGAGGGUCCAGACCUCUGACCCCAAACCACUUGGACCAAGAAGCACAGCUCCGCGGCUCAGUAAGCUCUCUACUGCAGACAGUGGCCCGGGAUGAGGAUAUGUCCUGGGCCAGAAGAGAGCAACUGGCACUGGGCAGAGUGCCCUCUAGAGCACCGUCUCCUAUCCCGAGCCGCUCUCGCUCCAGCUCAGUGGGCGAAUCUCUGGGUCUGCCUGAAGGAAGAGCAAUGAGAGCCCUGGUUUCUCAUCCGACCUCAUCCAACCCAAAGCUUUUGCCCUUCAACAGAGGAGAAACCAUCACUGUCCUGGUCCAGGAACCACGCAAUGGCUGGCUGUAUGGACGCACAGACAGCAACUUACGUCAAGGCUGGUUCCCCGCUGUUUAUGUGGUGUCCUUAGAAGAGUUCUCCAACUCCUCAGCAGCCAGUGCUGCUGCUGUGAGAAGCCACAGUACGAACAAUCUCCUCGACCCCACCGAUGCCUACAGUGAACAAACUGAAAACAGAACCUACGGAGACGCGACGCCUUCUGCCACGUCCAAUCGCAGAGCUUCUGUGGACGUCAGGCCGAGCUCCCCUGCACCUGAGAAAAGGUCAGAUCCAGCGUCGGAGCUAAAGCCGAGUCAAACCAAGAGCUACAAUGAACAUCCGCCUCCACCGCCCCCGCCACCUCCUCUUCCUUCAUCCUCCACGUUCCCGUCUCAGAGUGUCAGGAGGGGUUCUGUAGAUUUUAGACCCGUCUCUCCCCACCCUGACAAAAAGAGUGAAUUAGGAUCUGACGUCCAGGGUUUGUCACCGCAGGGCCCAUCUGAAAACCGUCUGUUUCCAAGAGGCACCAACCCAUUUGCCACAGUAAAGCUUCGCCCUACGACGACCGAUGACAGAUCAUCUCCUCGGAUUCACUGACAGUCAGCAGCAGUGCAGGCGGUGUCUGUCACUGAGGACCAGAUCAGGUUGAAAGGGAGGGAAUGUAUUUGUGUUUGUAAGGGAUGUAAACGCAGCGCUCAGAUGUGAGGCUCUGGGUCAGAAAAGAAUAGAGAGAGUAUUGAUAUGUGUACAGUAUUAGGGAACACAAGUAGUAUCUGGUACCACAUGAAGUACUGCUGUAGGACUUUUUAGUUUUUGAAGCCGCUGUCAUACACUUCUAACUUCCUGUUUGUCGCUGCUGUCAUCGUCACCGCAACUCAG
Cynoglossus semilaevis (tongue sole) is the source of this 2529-nucleotide messenger RNA. RefSeq names its product BAR/IMD domain containing adaptor protein 2 like 2b (gene baiap2l2b). Gene Ontology annotation, molecular function: protein binding. NCBI's taxonomy places the organism in Eukaryota, Metazoa, Chordata, Actinopteri, Pleuronectiformes, Cynoglossidae. Bases 661 to 2247 code for a protein of 528 amino acids. Gene Ontology annotation, biological process: positive regulation of actin filament polymerization; plasma membrane organization; actin crosslink formation. The record is from RefSeq and is a predicted model, not a curated record. Gene Ontology annotation, cellular component: nucleoplasm; cytosol. The transcript has 14 exons.